AUGUCUGCCUCAAACAACACCGCUGAUCGUGAAGCUAAGCUGCAGCGCAAUCCUCACGGAGAUUUCAAUGCGGUCGAGAAGUCGCGCCCUGAGUUCGAGGAGGAUGUGGAGUUCCACUACACUCGCACGAAGGACAUUGAAUGGGUCCCUGGCUCGGGUGCGACCAGCGACGACUGGAAGAAGCACAAGAAGAUUGCGGUUGAUCCGUAUGCGGAAGGCCGUGAUCCUUUGAACAACUACAAGCUGCUGAUUGCCGGAAUUGUUCCUCGCCCGAUUGGCUUCGUCUCGACCGAGUCCAAGGCUGGUAUUCGCAACUUGGCGCCUUUCAGUUACACUACCUUUGUUCACCACGACCCUCCUAUUUUCUGCAUCGGCUUUGCGUCGUCGGUUGCGGCAGCCAAGGACACGCUGGCGAACAUUAUGGAGACUGGAGAGCUUACGAUCAACAUUAUCUCCGAGUGGUUUGUGGAAGCGGCGAAUUACACUGCGACCAACGCACCGCCCGAGAUUUCGGAGUGGGAUGUGUCUGGACUUACACCGCUUGCGUCGGAGAAGGUGAAGCCGCCUCAUGUGGGAGAGUCUGCGUUCUCGGUGGAGGCGAAGCUGGUUACUCACCACGAGUGGAUCUCGAAGGUGACUGGCAAGGCUAAUGGUACGCUUGUGAUUGUGGAGGGUGUUAACUUCCACAUUCGUGAGGACGCGACCAACGAGAGUUUCACGACGCUUGAUCCCAAGAUCCUGAAGCCGAUCUCGAGAUUGGGCGGAAUCACUUACGGACGAACGACUCAGGCGUUUGAGAUGCUGCGUCCUUCGUGGGCCGAUGAGGAGAAGAGAGAGGAGGUGAAGAAGAUUUUGGAAAAGUAA
Myxozyma melibiosi is the source of this 864-nucleotide messenger RNA. RefSeq lists its product as uncharacterized. Gene Ontology annotation, molecular function: FMN binding. Bases 1 to 864 code for a protein of 287 amino acids. The record is from RefSeq and is a predicted model, not a curated record. Lineage: Eukaryota; Fungi; Ascomycota; Lipomycetes; Lipomycetales; Lipomycetaceae. The transcript has 3 exons.